Molecule: messenger RNA, 2958 nt
Organism: Poeciliopsis prolifica (blackstripe livebearer)
Lineage: Eukaryota; Metazoa; Chordata; Actinopteri; Cyprinodontiformes; Poeciliidae
Product: protein mono-ADP-ribosyltransferase PARP12-like
Exons: 11
Coding region: 216-2474 (752 amino acids)
Molecular function (GO): NAD+ poly-ADP-ribosyltransferase activity; metal ion binding
Source: RefSeq, a predicted model, not a curated record
GGCUGUUCCUUGGCUUCAUGGAAAUUCGUUCAUCUUUUUCAGAGGAGCUUCACGGUGAACUGUAAGCAGACUCACUCAUAGUGUUAAAUGUGACACAAAGCGCCUCGAUGGCCUAUUGUGAUCAUAGUGUUUACUAUUAAACACUCAGUGAAGAUGACAAGCACUGUGAUUGCAUAGUGUUUAAUAGUAAAACAACAAAAGUGAAAACGAACUGUAUGUUGAAUAUUCUAUUAUUACGCAAACAUGCAUCACCAAGUGAGAACCAAACGCCCUUCAAUCCUAAGUUUCGUUUUCCUCUCUAUAGAAGAAGGCGUGUCGCUGUGAGUGUUUGGCUCAGGUCAGCUGGAGCUGUGGUGGAAGAGCUGCAGGCUUCCUCCGGGAUGGCUUCUAAGGAUUUAAUCCUUAAGGUCCUGUGUGAAAACCAGGGGUGUUUGGACUUUGAGCAGCUGCUCGAACUCGCCCAGAGCAACUUCGGCUUUGAGGUGGCAGAUCUGCGCUCGGUUCUUUUUGACGACGGUGUGAUCGCGAUAAGAGAAGGAAAAGAGAAGCAGAACACCGGCGGCUAUUUGAUCAGGCCUGAUAGUCUGGUUGUGGCAAAAACCAGCCUGAGGCUUUGCAAGGUGAAAGCUGGACAGUGUAAACAGUGUGAUGGUUUACACCUGUGCAGGUACAUUGUUGGUGGAAGCUGCAGCUUCGGGGACAAGUGUAAAAAUCCACACAGUCUCACCUCUCACCACAACAGUCGGCUUUUAAGGAGACACGGUCUUCAUGAUUUGACAGAGAAACAGUUGUUGCAGCUCUUGAUGCAGAAUGAUCCUUUUCUGCUUCCAGAGGUUUGUCCGCAUUACAACAAGGGUGACGGUCAGUUUGGCUCCUGCAAGUUUGCCGCCACCUGCAAAAAGCUCCAUGUCUGCCUGCACUUCCUGCAGGGAGACUGUAAGUUUGGCUCGUCGUGUAAGAGAAAACACACUUUUGACCAACAAGCACUGAAACUUUUCCAGGGAUUCAGUGAGGAAAAUAUUCGAAACCUUUACAAGAUCUACAGGAAUAAAUUCAUCAUCACUGGUCAACAAGAGAAGCCAGCUGCUGCAUCAGUGCUUCCAGAGGAGAGAAUCAGCCAUCAGCAGCCUUCCCAUGAACAUUCUCAAAACAAACCCCAAUCUCCAACUAAGUCUGCCAACCCUCCUAAGCCAUUAACCGACGCAGAGCGUAACGAAAUCUGCCUCUUCUUUAUACGCAGACACUGCAGCUUCAAAGAGAAAUGCAGCCGUGUCCACUGGCAUCUUCCUUACAGAUGGCAGGUUUUAGACCAAGAUGGUGUGACCUGGAAGGACUUGGUCAACAUGGAGGAAGUUGAGAAAGCAUUCUGUGAUCCAUCAUGUGAGACGAGCAGCCAAGAUCAACCAACAGUUACUUCAGCAUUUCUGAGGUUUCUCAAUUUUCAAAGUGCACCAAUAAGGCCUUGCGUGGACUUCAAGACGAUGACGCUUGGAGGAUCACAAGUUCGGCGGCUUUCCACUGCCUCAUCUGUCUCAAAGCCCCCACACUUCAUUUUAACAACAGAGUGGUUGUGGUACUGGAAGGAAAACGAUGGGAAAUGGCUGGAGUAUGGACAGGAUUCAGGAGAUCCCUCGGUCACUUCCCAAACUCUGGAAAAUGUGUACCUGGCAGACAGAGAAACGGAGAUCUCUUUCCAGGUUGGCAAACAAAAGUAUGUUUUACACUUUAAGGAUGCAGCAGGAACCCAGCAAAUGUAUCAGCAGAAUGUACAAUACCAGACCAAGAGAAAUGUCCGAAGGAGGCCUCGCUUUGUGUCAGCUCAAGAUGUGGAGGCGAAGCUCAAGAGUGAAACAUCACACACUGCAAACUCGUCCACUAUGGAAAAUGUCCCAUCGCAUUGGGACAAGAGUGCACUGCCUGAUCUAGGAUACAAGCUAAUAGUUCUGUCCAAACCAGCAGCAGAUUACAAUAUGAUUGAGAUGUUGUUCAAGCGCACCCUGCCUAAUGCUAACAUUGAAAGCAUCCAGAGGAUUCAGAAUCCAUCCUUGUGGAAGGUCUUUCAAUGGCAGAAGGAACAGAUGCAGAAGAGGAAUGGAGGGAAACUUGUAGAUCAGCAGUACUUGUUCCAUGGGACAGAUGAGAGCCUGGUUGACGCUAUAUGUGAGCAAAACUUUGACUGGAGGAUGUGCGGCGUCCAUGGAACAGCCUAUGGCAAAGGGAGCUACUUUGCCAGAGAUGCAACCUACUCAGACAGAUAUUCCAGAGUAAAAGGGAGUCAGACCAAGAACAUGUUUGUUGCUCUGGUCCUGGUCGGUGAAUACACCACUGGGAACAGCAGCUAUGUUCGACCACCUCCAAAAGCAGGAAGCAAAGCUCUGUAUGACAGCUGUGUUAAUUCCACCAGCAACCCCACCAUAUAUGUGAUCUUUGAAAAACAGCAGAUUUAUCCAGAGUAUCUCAUCAAAUACAGAUAAGUCAAAACUUUACACUUAAUCCUAAUCUGUGUUUUCUGCAUUUUUCUGGGCACAGUCUCUUUAUCUAAAUGAAGUUUACAACUUGCACAUGUUUGAACCUCGUACUGGUGUGUAAUGUUUAGUGAUUCUUAAAUAUUAGGGCUAAAACUAGGAGAGAUGGAGCCGUUAUGUUUGCUACUCUAAAGCAGAUUAAUUCUAGGACUAUGUCUUGCACUUUCAAAUCCAUUUGCAAACCUUUUUGUUUUUCAUUAUUAUAUUGUGAAUCAUUUUAUUUGGUGUGUAUCUGAGUCUUUGUGUUUGCAUCAGAAUUGAUCAAUUUCUAAUUGAACUGAUGUCUGUUUUUACUGUGGGUGUUGUCUGUUUUGGGGAGAACUGCAAUGAUGUAAAUCAGAAGGAGGCAUUGAGAGAGUAACAUUUGAUCUGUAUUAGGUUUGUGGAAUAUUUUUUUUCUGGUUGCUGCUAAAUAAAGACAAUAAAAUCUGUA